AUAUGGGCUUUGGAUAUUGGGCUUGAAAAGGUUGUUACUGUAAGUUCGAGUUCUAUAUAAACCAACCCCUAUUCUCCUUCUAACAUCAGCUGUUCAACCCUAAACCCUAAUUUUGGCUUCUGCUUCUGCAACCCUCCGAUUUUCAAGGAGGUUGUGAGAAUUGUUGGUGAGUGAUUGAUAUGGCUCCUACUAAGGUGGUCAAUGCUAAAAAGGCUGAUCCCAAAGCUCAGGCCUUGAAGACGGCCAAGGCUGUAAAAUCUGGUGGCCAAGUUUUUAAGAAGAAAACCAAAAAGAUCAGGACAUCUGUUACAUUUCACAGGCCAAAGACAUUGAAGAAGGACAGGAGCCCUAAGUAUCCUCGCAUUAGCGCUCCGCCCAGAAACAAGUUGGACCAUUAUCAGAUACUUAAAUUUCCUCUAACUACGGAAUCUGCAAUGAAGAAAAUUGAGGAUAAUAAUACACUGGUUUUUAUCGUUGAUCUUCGUGCUGACAAAAAGAAAAUUAAAGAUGCUGUCAAGAAGAUGUAUGACAUUCAGGCCAAGAAAGUAAACACAUUAAUCAGGCCAGACGGAACUAAGAAAGCCUAUGUUAGGUUGACUCCAGAUUAUGAUGCCUUGGAUGUAGCCAAUAAAAUUGGUAUUAUCUAAGUUGUACUCUUGGUGAUAUAGCCUAUUUUGAGUUGAGAACAUUUUUAGGAAGUAGGUUUUUUAUACUGGCAUAAUUAUUUUCUCUGACCGAUUCCCUGCUUUCUUAGUUAAUGAUUACUAUUGUAGUAUGUCGUUAUAUAUCUCAUAUGAAAGCAGUUUUUACCUCAAAAUUGUAUUCCUUCUUAAUCCACAAGGAUUAAUUGUGAUUUUCUGCGUUACUUUUUGUACAAAUGCAGAGUUUGUUUCUCUGUUCUUACAGGAUUUAAAGUUAAAUAUUUA
Vigna unguiculata (cowpea) is the source of this 926-nucleotide messenger RNA. Its product is annotated as large ribosomal subunit protein uL23-like. Gene Ontology annotation, cellular component: ribosome. Lineage: Eukaryota; Viridiplantae; Streptophyta; Magnoliopsida; Fabales; Fabaceae. The record is from RefSeq and is a predicted model, not a curated record. Gene Ontology annotation, biological process: translation. Gene Ontology annotation, molecular function: rRNA binding; structural constituent of ribosome.